Molecule: messenger RNA, 390 nt
Organism: Strongylus vulgaris
Lineage: Eukaryota; Metazoa; Nematoda; Chromadorea; Rhabditida; Strongylidae
Source: the annotation of a GenBank genome assembly
UUCGAAUACGUAAAAGCAGAAGUGCUCAAAAAUGAUUGCGUCGAAGAUGUUAUUAGGGCUGACAACCGUGGAUAUUUGACUGUAAUUUCUCUGAAUCCAAUGGUUCAACAAGGCAUUAAGGAGGAAAAAGAUUGGAAAGCAGCGCGUAAGACGCAUUACGAUAUGGGAAUGAAUUAUGUUGAGAUUGGCGUUGCUGCCCGCACCUUACCACGGAUCAUCGAUGGUGGAAAAAUGAAAGUUGGCGUUCGCAUGCGUUUCCGACACACGCGAAAGACAGGAUUUGAACCAGUUGGAACCCCUACAGUGUAUUGGGCCAGUCACAAAUGUCAUGCUAAACGAAUAGAACAAAUGUGCGAAAUGUGCUACUAUAAUAGACUUUUGACAGAGUAA